Molecule: messenger RNA, 1909 nt
Organism: Chelmon rostratus (copperband butterflyfish)
Lineage: Eukaryota; Metazoa; Chordata; Actinopteri; Chaetodontiformes; Chaetodontidae
Gene: tmem88b
Product: transmembrane protein 88 b
Exons: 3
Coding region: 517-1200 (227 amino acids)
Cellular component (GO): plasma membrane
Molecular function (GO): PDZ domain binding
Source: RefSeq, a predicted model, not a curated record
GACAGACAGAAGUUUGACAUACUUAAGACAAAGACCACAGCAAUUUGGAGUUCACUUGUUUUCAGCCACUGAGGAAGGAGCAUCUCUGUGUUACUACUUCAUCACAGAAGCCCAGGAAUUUCAAGCUGCAUGAGGAAAAGAAAACAGAGACUCUGAGACAUAAUCUGUUCCACUGACAACUCUGGAUAGUGGAGACAAGAAGCAGCAGGAGACCAGAGCUGCAGGAAGCCAACAUACCACCACUAAAAAGAUAAGGCUUCAGGAGGGAACCUCCAAAAACACACAAAAAGCUCUUCCGACUUCACAUGAGGAAAGGAGGACAAACCUCUCUCUAGAGAGGAGUCGAGAGCUGAAGGGCUGAAGAGGAAACUAAAAAGACCUUGCUGAAGUGUGCAGAGAGCGUGUGCUCGGAGGACUGACUGGACUGAAGUGAUCUUGAGAGGUAGUGAGAAAAGCAGCAGCAAUCUGGAGGACAAUCAGCAAGAGGUCCACCUAGGCCCACAGCACAAUUUCACUAUGAGUAUGACUGGUACUCUAGAGAAGGGGGCCCACCACCAGGCCUUGGACCUGUCUGAGGAACUGCCGCCACACCACCACCAUCAACAUAUCAACCACCACCAGCAUCUUCACCACUCCAACUCCCUAGCCUCCACCACAGCUGUGGGGGGAGGCAGAGAAACACCUUCACGUGUGGUUGUACCUCCUCCUUAUUCUGCAGCUGAGAGUGGUGGUGGAGGCAGUGAAGGUCCUCUGGAGCUGCGGGGGUCCUUGGAUUGCUGGGCCUGCUCGGUGCUGGUGACAGCUCAGAACCUGAUUAUUGCCACGAUCAACGCCUGCCUCGCUGGACUGGUGUUUGGGACCAUCCUGAUGCCAGCCAUUGUCAUGGUGGCAUUUGGCUUCCUCUGCCACUCUACAGUCCGCCCUCAUGGGACCACCCCCUACUGCUCAGACCUGCUGACUGAUGGAGGCUGUGUGGCUCUGCUGGUGGUGGGUUUCCUCUUGGUCACCCCUCUGCUGGUCCUGGCACUGGCUGCAUACUGCCGCCUGGCCCGACACCUUCAGCUGGGCCUGUGCUUCAUCCCAUACAGCCGGGCUGUGUACAAGAAUCUGCCUGCCACCCAACACCGUGGCCUGGGCACCGGCUGCUGUGGUGGACGAGAUGGAGCAAAUGGCAGUGGGAAGGGAAAGGUCUGGGUGUGAGAUAGUCAGAACAUGGGGGAUGGGGAGGAAAAAAAACAUUAGAUGAAGCAUAUGGAGACAACAGCACAGUGUAUACCAGAGAAGUGAAGAAGAAGGUAUGAAUGGAAAUUCCAACAACAACACCUUGAACAUCCUGGAAAACCAGUUACAUUGUUAUAAACACUGACUAAUGACUUACUCCCCAUGACUUUAAAGUCAGAGCAACAAUACUGAUUGUUAAGAAUAAUGAAAAAAGAACACAGUGAACGAGGACAUUUUGUUGAUUGGUAUUAUUCCACUGGACACAUUGGCUGUUACUGGAACUUUGACUAUCUUGUAACUUUCCAGCUACAACUUGGUGGCAUGUAUUCUACAGGAAAGACGACUAGGAUAACUUUCAAGGUCAAAUGUAUAUAGUUUCAUAUAAACAAUCAUAGAAACAAGAAAAUAGCAUGAUACUAAAAUGCAGUAUUAAUCAAGGCAAUAAAUAAUAAGGAUAAAGCAUCUUAACAGAUUUGUAUACAACCUUAACUUUCCUGAAUUAAUCAGGGGAGAAUAGGAAAACUGAAAAUAUCACACCUCAGAAAAAGUUGAACUUACACUAAACAAUAAUUGUAUCACUUUUUUUUAUUAUGAAAAACAUAUUUGCUUAAUGUAGUUUGCUGUUAAGUUGAUGCAACCUGUGACUGUAAUUUCUCAUGCUUUUCCCUUUUUAUAAAUAAAAUUUUUG